CGCAUAGUAGUGCUACUCUGAGAUCUGUCCAUGACGUCAGCUAGCAGCUAGGCAACUGCUAUAAGGACAGAGUGGUCACUUACAAACACAGCCUUAUAAAUUGCCUGAAGACUACCAACGGAAGCUACCGUAUCUAGCGGGAGAUAUCAAUCACCAAAAACCCCAUAGCUGCACGACAGGAUAUCACCAUGAGCCAAACACUCCUCUCCACCCUAGUUGAAGAGGCCUGGUCCUGGGAUCCAUACGAAUCGAACCAAAUCAAAUUCAACAAAGAUGGCACAGGCACACUAAUCUGCCGCAUCGAACUCGUCGUCUGGAUUGCGGCCGAAUUUGACUGGAAGCUCAAAAACCCAGAAUGCCUCUCUCAAUCCAUCGACCUACCCACCAAUCCCCCAAAACGCCCAUCCCGCCUCACCCAAUUCAACAUCGAGAUAACGCUCACCAAACGCCGUAUUGCUGCACUGGGAGACGCGGUCAACCGUCGUAUCAUUAAUGAACAGCUGCUCACGGAUGCAGCUUUCCUGCCGAAGGAAUAUACCAUUACAUUGGAGACUGGGCAGUUUCUCUGCGCGUCUGAUGUUGGGGGCAGGUUUGGCGAUUCGCCGAGGUUUGGGACUCGUUUGUCGUUUGAUAAGUCGCCAUAUCCGCCGAGGCAGGAGUGGAGGGAGACGGAUGGCGGUGUGGAUGCCAAUGAGUUUUGGGAGUGGAGGGAGUUUUGCUCGAGGAGGCUCCCGGAGAGGACGGGGUUGUUUUCGAGGAUUUUGGGGAGUUUCGGGGGUUGAUAGGUUCUGUGUUGAUAUGGACUUUCGAC
This is a messenger RNA of Aspergillus pseudotamarii, 811 nucleotides long. RefSeq lists its product as uncharacterized. The coding region runs from base 189 to 782 and encodes 197 amino acids. The transcript has 2 exons. The record is from RefSeq and is a predicted model, not a curated record. Lineage: Eukaryota; Fungi; Ascomycota; Eurotiomycetes; Eurotiales; Aspergillaceae.